Messenger RNA from Rhipicephalus microplus (southern cattle tick), 4779 nucleotides. RefSeq names its product Zinc finger protein swm (gene swm). Gene Ontology annotation, molecular function: metal ion binding; RNA binding. NCBI's taxonomy places the organism in Eukaryota, Metazoa, Arthropoda, Arachnida, Ixodida, Ixodidae. Gene Ontology annotation, cellular component: nucleus. The record is from RefSeq and is a predicted model, not a curated record.
UCUUCAUAAUAUCGGUGUGCGAUUCCGUGUGUACAAGAUUCCUAAUGACAAUAUGACUUCGCACGAGGACUGAAAAUGUGAACUAUGGACAGCACUGAAAAUAUAUCAAACAGUUGAAGGACUGUUGCAACGUGCCCCGUGACCUGAAAGGCAGUUGUGACAAUCGAGCCUUUCAAAAAAAUUCAUAGACACCACUCGUAUAUUAGGCUUAAGUUUUUCGUAUUGCUCUACUAACUGAACAUUAAAAGGAGGCGUACGAAAAUCUUCACCCGCGAUGAUAAUCGAGAACUCAGAGGCGCUGAAAAGUUGGCUUACGGGCUACCUAGAACACAUGUGUGAUGCUGACCCAGUGGCGCUUUCAAAGUAUGUCAUGGCACUCGUGAAAAAGGACAAGAGCGAGAAGGAGCUCAAAGAGAUCUGCAUGGAUCAGCUUGAUGUCUUUCUCCAAAAAGGAACCAAGCCAUUUGUGGACAUGCUGUUUGAGACCCUGUUGAACAAGUCGUACCUCCAAGGAAAGCCUUACGUGCCAGUAGUUAGUGCAGCAGCACCCUUGCCCGGUGCUGUACCCAGCUCUCUUCAACCGCCACUGCCGCCCCAGCCCUCCUCGGUUGUGCUGGUGCAGCAGUCCAGCAUGGUGCCAUCUGUACCUCCCCUGUGCUGCUGGCUGUGCCAGCGCACAAGGAAGGUGCGGGGGGGCUCGGUGCUGCGGGGCUGUCCCCUCCGCCCGUUGCCGCGGGUUGCUGCGGAGGCCUCUUCCCUGCCCACUUCAGCUGCACUAGGUGGCAGCAAGCCCACGUCAACAGCCACAACCGUUGCCGCUGGCGCUGCCAUACCAGUGGCGGCUGCCACUGUUGUAUCCACUCGCAAAGAUGAGGUACCUCCAGUAGAAGAGGACAAGGAACAAGCCAGAAGCAGCCAUCGGAAGUCGAAGAGCCGGUCACGAAGUCCUGUAGGAGGCAGGAGCCGCAACCGGAGUCGAGAGGACGAACGCCGAUCCGGACGACGUUUCUCAGAUGACCGAAGACGUCGCACAACGGAAAGGAGGCGCCACGAUGCAGGCAGCCGACAUCGGGGAGACACUGCACGCAGUCGCUGGGCUGGUGAUGACCGAGCAGCUCGAUCAACAGGCACGCGGGAUCGUUCGCACAGUGGCCGUCGUUCUCGCUCACCUUCCCGGUCACGUUCACGAUCUCCUAAGUCACGCAAUCGUUCAAGAGAUGGGGGCCAACGUUCGGAGGUGCGGAGCUCGGGGACGCACAGUUCAACGACGAAUUCCUCCACGUCAGAGUCCCGUGCCCCUGACACCCCACAUGGUGACACUGACUAUAGACCAGGACAGCCACCACCCUCCACCUCAACAACGAUAUCAUCAGAUGCCGGACAGAGUUCUACCACUUUUCCUGCAAAGGCCUCCAAGCGCUGCAGAGAUUACGAUGAGCGUGGGUACUGCAUGCGUGGCGACUACUGCCCCUUUGACCAUGGCAACGACCCCCUCAUUGUGGAGGACGUGUCAGUACUACGCUUUGGCCUGUCAGGGCCGCCCCCGCCCCCGCCACCCAACUCUGCCUUGCCCCCUCAGCCAGCACUGCCCCAAGGUGUGCCCUCUCUAGCCCAACUGCAGCAGGUUCUGCCACCCAUGGUGGGCAGUGGCCAGGAGUCCCUGCCAUCAGCCGCAGCAGCAGCCGUCGCCGCAGCCGCAGCCGAGCCGUACAACCCUGAAGCCCCAGGCAUGGAGCGUCCCCUAAGAGUGGGUCCGCCCCCUUUCUGGGGUCCACCACCAGUCUUCCACACAGCCAGGACACCCCACAGGGAGCUGAUUGGUGUGCCGACCAUGCCUCCUUCGCAAGCCGACAUGAGCCAACCUCCUCCACCACCACCUCCACCCGGGUGCUCUGUUCUUGGUCCGCCAUUGGGUCCUCCACCUCCGGGCCUUGGGCCUGCCGACGAAGGGGGCCCACUGUCUGCUGCCCCUCCCCCACCACCACCCCAGGGCCCGCUUCAACCUAUGCGAGGGCCUCCGCAACUGCCACCGCAUCAUCAUCAUCAUCCUCAUCACCCAGGCAGCCCACAGGGUGGGCCACGCUAUGGGAGGGGGGGAAUGCAUGGAAGUGGUGGUCGGGGUCGCAUGGACUACGGCCGUGGCGGCAUGAACAAUAGGGCACCCAGCCACUACGACCGGUGUGAACUUGAAGUGCGUAAGGUACCACGAGCUCUCAACACAAUCACUCAACUGAACAACCACUUCUCACGCUUUGGAAACAUUGUCAACCUUCAGGUAUGUUAUGACGGAGAUCCCGAGGCAGCACUGAUUCGUUUCUCCAACCAUGCCGAAGCCAACGCUGCGUAUCGGUGUACAGAGGCAGUGCUAAACAACCGUUUCAUCAAAGUCUUCUGGCACAACAAAGACCGGAAUGCAGCGCCCACGGCGAACGGCAGUGGAUCUGUUGUUCCAGACACUUCCGGUGCCGCUGCCGCUCCUGCAGGAAAUGCCAGUGCGGCUAACCAGCCAACCAAUGGUGCCACAGCUGCCACUGUCACGACGGAGGUACAACCCACCAAGAGCAUAAAGGAUCGGCUAGGGGCACCUCCUGUUGAAAAGUCUGCUGUGUUCAACCCCAUCGCUGGAAACCUGUCACGAACGGUGUUCAACCCUGCUGCACUGAAAAAGAACAAUGUUAUCAACACUGGCCUGCCUAAACGUACGAAGGAGGAGCAGAAGACGGAGGUAAUCAAGAAAAAAGUAGAAGUACAAAGCCAAAGGCAAAAGCUUUUAGAAAAGCAUCUUCAACAGUAUAAGCUUUUGCUUGAAAAGCUAGGGAAGUGCAAAACGGAAAAAGAACGCGAAGAAAUUAAACAGACGAUAGCCACCCUGCAGCCGGUGAUCGAGAAGCUAAGGUUCGACUUCAAGAAGGUGACCAAUGAGCUGAUUUCUAGUAGGGCGCUCAAGGCAGGAACGACGACGUCUGCAUUGGCUGGGCUCAAAGCGGACGUGCCACAUGGUCCACUCGGGAGAACGCAAGCUGAGAAGGAGCUCCUUGAUGCCGAAAUGGACCUUUACAACAAAAUGCAUCGCGGUGACGACACGACGGCGUUGCGGAAGCGAGUUCAAGAGCUCAGGCAACAAGCUCGUGCCCUGGGUCUCCUUGGUGGCCAGUGGAAGGGAAGCAGCAGAGGGGGUCCCUCGGGUCGCCGAGGGGCGCUCAGAGGAGGAGGCCGUGGAGGUGGCGCUGCCCUGCGACGAAGCCUCAACGUCAUUGACCACCGGCCACGCAAGGUGUUCGUCCAGGGCAUGGACGAAGGGGACAAGGAGAACCUACAGGCGCACUUUGCGCAAUUUGGCGAGGUGGAAGGUGUCGAGCUUCUCAAUUCCGGUCUUGUAAUUACAUUCAAGACACGGAAGGAUGCGGAGCUGGGUGUGUCUCAAGGGUCCGAGUUCAAGAACAGGCCAUUGCAGUGGGCAUGGUUCAAAGAACCAUCAAGGACAGCUUCUACUAGCGAUUCUGCGUCGGCAUCGAACCUGGCUCAGGAUGACUUGGCAGGAGAUGACGAGUCAAACCUGGCCUUGGAAGAAGACCUUCUUCUCGUGGAUGAUGAAGAGGAGGAAGACAGCGAAGCGCGCUCCUGGCGACGAUGAUGCCUUCACCUGUCAUCUUUCUUUUUUUUUAUUAUUGUUAUUAUGUUGAAUCGUGACGCUUAUUGUCAAAUUUCUUGCACGCUCCAUUUAUAAUGUAUUUCUGUACAUAUUGUGCCCUGUUGCCUGUAUGUCGCCAUUUUUUUCUUUAUUACAAUCUUGUGCAUAAAAAAUGUACUACACCCAGUCAUGCCACAACACAACAUGGUGAAAGCAGAGCUUUGUUUCUUAAUUUUUUUUUUCGUUGACUCGCAUGUUUGCAUGCGUUGGUAGCUUCGAAGUCUGUUUUUCCUCCCAUUUGUAGUUGUUGAUGCCUUUCUUUUUUAUUCAUCUUUAGUUGCCUUCGUUCUCACAUGGUAUUCAGAGAGCCAUCUUUGGCUUCCUUUGUAGCUCUCAGCAUGUUCUGUAGGCCAGCUCCAAGCCUGGCACUCAUGGCAUCCUAGUUGUAGUCGGAGGAAAGGUUUACUGUGGAUCUGGUUUUAGGGUUAUCACACCUUCACGCAACAUUAUACCCUCAAAUUAUCUCUCGUCUGCUCUGAAAUUUAUUUCAGUUUGUGCGCCUAUGUUUGAAGCAGUCUUCUUCUAUACAAGUUUAUAACUUGGUUUCAGAGCAUUAGGACUCAUUUUCAUGCUAGUCGGCCUUUCGCCAUUUUGUUGUUACAGAAGGCAGUGACGAUGUUUGAUUAGGUCAGCUAGUGCAGCAGCUCUUGCAUGGUGGUUACCUUUGCAAUUGCAGUUUUUUUUUUUUUUUCUGAGUCUGCAUUCAGUGUAUUUGAGUGACAGCUUUCGCUCUGCUGUUGAUAUGAAUUCCUCUAAUCGUGGUCAUUCUUUUUCUUUUUUGACCUCCCGUGCUCCUUACACCGAACUAUUGUGUUUUCUUGCUUGGCAAGGUGUGUAAAUAGUUUUACUUUUUUUUCCCCGCGAAAUAAAACUUGUGAACAGUAUGCAACAUGUUACGCAUGCAAAAGACACACGGUGUGCAAGGUAUGGAUCUUGCAACUGCAAAAGAGGCAAAAAAAAAAAAUGAAGUGAUGAAGAAAAAAAGAGAGAGAGAGAGAAAAGUGGAAUAACCAAAUUUGUCACAUUUUUGCCAGUUUUUUAUGGGUCCACACAGGAGAGAAAAAAAAAGAAAAAAAAAGAAAACAAAA